AAACCAAAACAGAAGAAGAGAAAGAAGAAGAAGUAUCCGUUAAACAGACACAUUGGAAGUGUCGGGAUGGUUCCGCGCCAUCGGCAUUAAAAACUGAAGGCCCUUUUCUGGUACUGAGUUGAUUAAUCAAGAUAUCACAAGACCGAACGAGGAGCAUCUCGUUAAGAACCCGUGGAAAGCGCGAAAUGCCUAAAAUGCUGGUCAGCGGGUAAUCGAAAAGAACGAAGACGUAGCAAGAUGGAGUUUGCGGAGAAGGCCUAAACGUGGGCAUUAUUGUUUUGUCUUCUUAAUUGUUUUAAUAGAGUAAACAUCGUUAAUAAUUGUUUCCAUCCGGAUGCAUUAGUCUGAGCGCACUUUAAAGCUCCUCAUUCUAGCUUUGCUUGUAGCUUAGCUUGUUAGCUGCUAACAAAGAGACGCAGAAGUGAUCAACACGUCGCUAAGCAGAGAUCAAAUGUGAGUGUAAAGUGUUGGGAUUGUGUGAAAAUGUGCGAAAGAACGAUAGCAGAGUACGAGGAGGAACUUUCUCCAACAACAGAGGAGAAGGAGCCACAACAUCAACUGCUGGACGAUGUUCACAAGAAACUUCAAGUUGUGUUACAUAGAACAGAUGUCCAGCAGUCCCCCCACAUUAAAGAGGAAAAGGAGGGACUCUGGACCACUCAGGAGGAAGAGUGUCUUCUUGGGCAGGAGGAGGCUGAUCUUACCAAGUUUCCACUGAAUGUUGUCUCUGUGAGGACUGAAGACCAUGAAGACAGACCACCUGAGUCCUCACGGCUUCAUCACAGUCCAAACGUCCAGCAGCCCCCCCACAUUAAAAAUGAAGAUGAGGAUCUCUGGAUCACUCAGGAGGAAGAGUGUCUUCUUGGGCAGGAGGAGGCUGAUCUUAGCAAGUUUCCACUGACUGUUGUCUCUGUGAAGACUGAAGACCAUGAAGACAAACCACCUGAGUCCUCACAGCUUCAUCACAGUCCAAACAUCCAACAGCUGAUUGGUCGUCAGGAGGAUCCACAGCCCCCCCACAUUAAAGAGGAAGAGGAGGAACUCUGGAUUACUCAGGAGGGAGAGUGUCUUCGAGGGCAGGAGGAGGCUGAUCUCACCAAGUUUCCACUGACUGUUGUCUCUGUGAAGACUGAAGACCAUGAAGAGAAACCACCUGAGUCCUCACAGCUUCAUCACAAUCCAAGUGAGAAGAACAAAGCUGUGGAGCCUCCAAGCAGCAGCUCACCAAAACACAUGACAACAGAAGCUGAUGGAGACCACUGUGGUGGAUUACAAGCAGACAAGCUCUUAGCUCCACUGUCAGAUAGUGACGAGACGUCACACGAUAAUGUAAAUAAGCAAUCACACACGAGAACACACACAGGAGAAAAACUUUUCACUUGUCCAGUUUGCACAAAUGGUUUUUUCCAAAGCUGUGAUUUUACUCGACACAUGAGAACGCACACAGGAGAAAAACCUUUCAGAUGUUCAGUUUGCGCUAAAAGAUUCUCCAUCAAAAGUAAUAUGCAAAAACACAUGAGGACGCACACCGGAGAAAAACCUUUUAGAUGUUCCGUUUGCAGUAAAACAUUUUCUAUUAAAAGCAAUAUGCAAGCACACAUGAGAACACACACAGGAGAAAAACCUUUCAGAUGUUCAGUUUGCAGUAAAAGAUUCUUUGACAAACAAAAAAUGCAAAUACACAUGCGAAAACACACGGGAGAAAAACCUUUCGGUUGUUCGGUGUGCGGUAAAAGAUUCUCCAGCAAAAGUAAUAUGAAAACACACACGAGAACACACACUGGAGAAAAACAUUUCAGUUGUUCAGUUUGCAGUAAAAGAUUCCCUGACAAAAGUAAUAUGCAAAUACACAUGAGAACACACACGGUAGAAAAACCUAUCUGUUGUUCAGUCUGCAGUAAAGGAUUUUCUGUCAAAAGCAAAAUGCAAAUACACAUGAGAAAACACACAGGAGAGAAGCCUUACAGUUGUUUAGUGUGCAGUAAAACAUUCUCGAACAAAAGUAACAUGAAAACACACAUGCGAACACACACAGGAGAAAAACCCUAUCGUUGUUCUAUUUGUGCAAAAGGUUAUGCUCGGAACUGUGGUUUGACUCGACACUUGCAGACACAUACAGAAGAAAAGCCUAUCUUUCAUGUGCUUAAACGUCAGCAAAACACAGGUGGAAAGACGUCACAUUAAAGCGCACAGGAGGUAAACCUCUCAGUUGUUCAGUGUGUGAUGAAAUAUUCUCUGUCAAACGUAAUAUGCAAAUAUGCCUCUGGUGAGGGCGGUCGCAUUUUUUUCCACUCCCUUCUUCUCCCUGCUUGCUCUCUUUGUUUUGUCUUGUCUACACUUUUUUAAAGCCUCUUUCUUUGCGCUGUCCUCCAAAUCUAAACAUCAGACAUGGAAAUGAUCAGCUGGACUCUGGACUCAAUUGACAAAAUCUUUUCGAUGAGGAAAAGAGGUUCUGGGGAGCCUGGCUGCCCUGAUGGAACCAUUGCUGCGGGUACAUGAGAGAUUCCUGGGAUAAAUGAAGAAUCAUGUGCCUCUCAGUCAUUUCCAUCGAGGACGUGGAAGACAUCUACCUAUUUGGAACCGUGAUCGCGGGGCACCUGCUGAUUGGGUUGGGCAUUGCUCUGGUGUAUCGUCAAAUUCGUAAGACGAUGGCAGCUACUCAAGGAGCCCAAAGGCUGUUCGUCGAAAUGGAAGGUUUGGGCCGGGCUAUGGGAUCACAAUCGCAAGAUGGAUCACAUCAUGGAAAAGCUGGUUGAAAGGGAAAAAUUGGAUAUGAGAGCCAGCAUGGACGAAUAGAACAGACAAGCCAUUGAUAAUGCCUGCUCGCGGAAAAACAAAAGUCCUAAUCUACGAUUUGACUCCGUCGAAUGGGCCUUGACGCUGCAACAACAGGAACAGGCUGUUCUGAAAACAUCCCUCGAGGACCCCUCAAUGAUGGACGCUUUUGAUCUCCCUCACUCCUCAACGACACCUGGAGUCGAACUUUUGCUUGCAUGCAGAACGGCCCCAAACCUAUGAAUAUGAACACUACGUCAACACACCAAAGACAAUGGGCAUAUACACAAACACACACCCUAGCCCCACGCCUUCACCACCGCUUGAUUCCCCUUCGGGGUGAUGGACGGCUGGCAGCGCUUCAUAGCAGCAGUCGACCUCCAGGGGCCCAUGAUCAUGUAUUUGUAUUAUUUUAUGGCCUGUUGAUACUUAUUUUUGAUGCACAUGCUGUUCCACCACAUUCAGCAGUUUGCUCGGCACCAGCUAUCAUAUCAAUCAAAUUAGACAAACUGUUAGGAUCAUUUGAAUUCAUCAGUAUACUCAGUCAUAUGAUUGAUGUGUUUUAAUGUUUAAUGAGUAAAAAUCAAGAACUGUGUAGAUACUAUUAGUCAUGAUCAGUGUGUGUUAUAAUGUUCUGCAGUCACUAGGAGUCGGAAUGUGUAACCGAGCUUGCUUGGAGCCUGCUUGUCUAAAGUCACUCAUUGUUGUAAUGUUGUGGAACCAUAUUCAUUUUAACCAUCUUUUUAAACCUUUUUUUAGUACUAUAAAGUUUUUUGACUCCAGUAAAAUACAAUGAUGACCAACGUAUGUAACAAUAAAUUAGAAUACUUGUUUUGUAUUAGUUUAUAUUGGUCUUGUCAGUGCCUUCUUUGCACAGCAGAUAGCUCCGAUGUAUUAGUCAGGUUUAUUUCAAGACCAACCACUGGAGGGCUUGUUUAAUGUCAGGUAUAUUGGGUGUGGUGCAAAACACUUUUAACCCUUGUGUAAGUUCAUAUUGUUGUUACUCAGCCAGCGUUUGUGGGUCUGAUGGACCCGUUGCAUUUUGUGGCUUUUAAUGCCUCACAAUCAAACACUUUUAUGUUAAAAUACUGAACAGAUGUUUACCAUAUCCCAAUAAACAUCUGACAAACAAAAUGGUUGCACGGAAAAUUUCUCUGCCAGUUUCUGCAUCCCACAGGGAUUCUUCUUUUGUGUUUCUGCACC
Messenger RNA from Nerophis lumbriciformis (worm pipefish), 3978 nucleotides. The record is from RefSeq and is a predicted model, not a curated record. NCBI's taxonomy places the organism in Eukaryota, Metazoa, Chordata, Actinopteri, Syngnathiformes, Syngnathidae.